Molecule: messenger RNA, 1966 nt
Organism: Hyla sarda
Lineage: Eukaryota; Metazoa; Chordata; Amphibia; Anura; Hylidae
Product: major facilitator superfamily domain-containing protein 1-like
Exons: 14
Coding region: 128-1570 (480 amino acids)
Biological process (GO): transmembrane transport
Molecular function (GO): transmembrane transporter activity
Source: RefSeq, a predicted model, not a curated record
ACCAGUGGGCGUGGCCUGUAACCUGUCCAUCAAGUUUCCGUGGGCGGGGCCGGAGCCUGGCGGUGCAGUGUGCGGCUGUGGACAGGGCUUUGUGCUGGGCUCAGCUGAGGGGCUCUAAGAAGAAGACAUGGCAGCCCCGGCUGAGAAAGCCUAUUACCGCUUUGUGGUGCUGUUCUUUAACUGCCUGCUCACGUUCGGCUCAUAUUUUUGCUUCGAUAUUCCCAGCGUCCUCCAGGACCAGUUUCAGGGGAACCUGACAUGUACAAAUGGCAGUCGCCCUAACAGCACCCAUGGUAAUAGCAGUGACAACUGUGUGGAGGGGCUUGGCAUGACCCCAGAGCAGUAUAACCUAUUAUAUGCCAUCUAUGCCUGGACGAAUGCCUUGGUGGUUAUCAUGGCUGGAUUUCUUAUCGACAAGCUGGGGAACAGAUUCGGCCUGUUCCUGUUUUCCUCCCUGACUGUUGUCGGCUCCUCCAUAUUUGCCCUGGGAUCACAUUUUAAAGGAUCUCCCUACCUGCUUCCGCUAAUGUUGACGGGACGCCUGUUGUUCGGAUCCGGGAAUGGAUCGCUGACAAUUGUACAGAACCGGAUCACAGCCUUCUGGUUCAAAGGGAAAGAACUAGCUCUGGCGUUCGGGCUGACCUUAUCUUUCUCACGGUUGGGCAGCGUUCUCAAUUUCUUCCUCACUAGGCGGUUUGAAGAUCACUUUGGAAUCCAAUGGACUCUUUGGGGAGGAACCAUACUGUGCGUCCUGGGCUUAUUGUCUGCUGUUACGGUCAGUAUCCUGGAUAAAGUCGGAAUGAAGCAGCUUGGGCUGGAUGGAGCAAUGCAGGAAGAGUCCAAGAAAGUGCGAGUUCAAGACAUCCGGCGACUGCCAUUACGUUAUUGGCUCUUGGUUUUGACCAUCAUGUUUUUCUACAAUGGAAUAUUUCCUUUCGUGGCUGAUGCCAGCAAAUUUAUUCAAGACAAGUAUGAUGGCUAUGACCAGCAGAUGGCGUCUUAUAUAGCUGGGGCUGUGUAUGACAGCUCUCUGGUUCUGUCUGCGGCUGUUGGAAUAUUAAUAGACUAUAUAGGCCUGAGGGGGGUGCUGGCAGUCCUUUGUGCGAUACUGACGUUGCCAGUGUUUGCCUUGUUGGCAUUCACCUUUGUCCCACCGCUGGUGUCCACCAUAUGGCUUGGAGUCACUUACUCCUUUGCAGCGGCAAGCAUGUGGCCAUCAAUCCCUCUUGUGGUCCCACAAGCUACUCUGGGAACUGCCAUGGGUCUCGCCACCUCCGUACAGAUGAUUGGCAUUGGGAUUUCCAAUCUUAUCGUUGGCAGAAUUCUUGGUACCAAAUCCAGUGAAUCAAAGAUCCCAUUAUGGCGAUGGCAACAAAUGAUGAUUUUCAUGCUGGCAAAUACCAUUGCUUGUAUAGUCACGUGCGUGACCUUAAAUAUAGUGGACAAGAAACAGGGAGGCACAUUAAACAAAAUGACAAAGAAGAGACCUCAGGUGGAGCAAGAGUCCCGGGAAGAGUCUGACAGAACCCCGAUCCUAUCUGAGGAGGACGACCAGAGGUCUAUAAACUAGCGGACACCGCUCUGUAUUACGUAGAACAGACUGGUUACGCAGCUGAACACAGGUUUACAUUCACAGCCUAGAUAAUAAAUCACUAAUCUGGAAACGCUAAAUGCUACACGUACUAAUUGUAGCACCCUCAUAUACAAGAUAUAAAGAAAACUGGUGCUAUAACCCAUAAACUGAUCCUAUUGUAGCAGAUAGAACCAUUGGAUUUGCUGUCGGGAAACAUUUUGUCACCUUCAUUCAUAAAGCAUUACCAACUUUAGUUCUCGGGCCUGUGACAGGCUAUGGUGCAAUAUAAAGUAAUAAAUAUAGAAGGGGCACUUUCCUCAAGACUGGUCUUAAAAUGUAACCUUGGAUUUGAGGUUUAUUAUGUAUAAUGGUUCUAUAUCAAUAAAAUACAGU